CCACCGGUGGGAAGCACGCGCAGGAAUCUGACGCUGACAUCCAAACUUUGGCUGUAGGAGCGGUGGACGAGCGACGGCAGGGCGGACACCACCGGUCGAUUUUAACCGGACAGCGGACGCAGUUUUGACGGACAAUGUGAGCCCCGAUGAUGAGGAUUAUUCGCACACCACAGUCUCUCUCUGUCGGUGACUGAGUCCCACGCACAGCCCCGCAGCGAGAACCCCAAACUGCAGCUGCCGCGGACGGAGCUCAAGCGAGACGCUCCUUGGUUGGAAGUGGAGCUUCGGGCUCGUUUAUUUCCCGCAACUCUGCGUUUUUACGAGCCUGUGAAAUGUUGCCCGGUGGAUUAUUGAAAGUAUCACUUGUUCUACCACAGUCGCUGGUUCACAGUUGUGUGCUUUAAUACUUGGGCACGGAGGGAGUGGACACCGCCCGGACCCGUUUCCAACAUUUUACCGGGGAUUUUUCCUGUGUGUGUGUGUGUGUGUGUGUCUGUGACAGAGAGAGAGAGUCUGUGAAGACGGAACACCGGCGUCCGAGGCGCAGGAUUCCCGGGCAUCAUCACCAGGAUGUCAGUGGCUUUUAUCCGUUUAAUAGGCCCCAUGUACCUGCAGAGAUAAGCUGCUGCACCAUUACGCGGAUGCGUGGAUACCUGACGGGCUCAUCUCCACCUCCACGAGUCUCUGUGUCUCUGCGUGUAGUUUCUUUUUUUUUGUUUGUGAAGGACAAAUAGUGAGCUGCGUGCGUGUGGAUUCCCACUGGAUCGUCACCGGGAUUAAAGCGGUUUCACCUCCUGCUGACACUUUUCUGUCUCUCUGAGGAAUUGUGCAUGAACGAAACGGAAAAUUAAUGGAUGACAGGACUCGUUAACGCGCCUGUGCGUUUUUGGAGUAACGUGACUCGAGCUUUGGAAGCGGGUUUUUUGGACCCCCUGCCUCCACACCCCCACCCACCCCCCUCCCUCUUCACCUUCUUCUUUCAGGAUCUAUAUGUCCACCUGAGAGCUUCACGCCGGCUCCUGGAUUCCCGGGUCAUUCUUUCACUUUCCGACGGCUGUUCCGGUAAAAAGAAAUCUGCUCUCGCCGCUGUCCGGUCCAGAAAAUUAUCAUCUUUCUCCGUCUCUCUCCUCUCGCCCUCUCGUCGUGUGUGGAUGAGGAAGGAUUUGCGCGAGUUGGGAGAAGCUGUGGUGCAUCAUCAUCAUCGUCCUCAUCAUCACCUACUUUAACAAGCUGCGAAUUUGGAGAUAGAUGAAGGUCUCAGGAAGGAUUGACCUGGCAACCAGAUGACAGAGAAGGUAGGAGGGUGUCCUUGUUAGCUUGUCAUUCUCUUGUAACCCCGAGGCCACUGAUGUGACUGGAAUCUGAAUCCACCACUUGAAGCAGCAGCCGACUCUACCUGAGGACUUCCUGAUUCCCCAGAAACGGAGACAGGCCCGGCAGACGCUGACAGACGGCUGACUUUGCCUCUGAGCAACUGAGCAACUGUUGGGGACUUAGAUGAUGUGCUUCUGUGAAAAGAGGAUGCUGCCCUCUCCCUUUUAAAAAGAUCAAUCUGUUGCCACGCCACAACUGGACUUCACUCUGAUUGGCCCCCCUUCAUAAAGAAACACUCAGCCCCGCCCACAUCAGCAGGAGACCAUGGACAUCUGCCCUCUUCACCUCCUUCUUCUCCUCUUCAUCAUCCUUCUGUCCAGCCUCCCCCCCUGCCUCUCGUCCUCAAUGCUGUGCCCGAAGCGGUGCACCUGCCAGAACCUGCUGCCGUCCUACACGGUGCUGUGCGCUAAGACGGGCCUUCUCUUCGUCCCGCCCAACAUUGACCGCCAGACGGCCGAGCUCAGGCUCAUGGACAACUUCAUCACAACGCUGAGGCACCGCGACUUCGCCAACAUGACCAGCCUGAUCCACCUGACACUGAGCAGAAACACCAUCAGUCAGAUCCGGCCGUACGCCUUCGCUGACCUCCAGGACCUCCACGCACUGCACCUGGACGCUAACCGCCUCACCACCCUGGAUGACUCCCACUUCCAGGGGCUGGUGAACCUGCGGCACCUCAUCCUUGCCAACAACCAGCUGCACAGCAUUUCAGAAGGAGCCUUCCAGGAUUUCCUGGAGACCCUGGAGGACUUGGAUCUGAGCUACAACAACCUGGUAGACAUUCCCUGGGAGACCAUCGCUCUGCUGAUCAGCGUUAACACACUGAGUCUGGACCACAACCUGAUUGAGAGCGUCCCCGAGGGAAUCUUCUCUAACUUGCACAAACUGGCGAGACUGGACAUGACAUCAAACAAACUGAAAAAGAUCCCUCCCGACCCGCUGUUUCUGCGGAUCCCGGUCUACGCCAAGAUGAAAGGUUCUCCUCUCACGGCGCUGGUGCUGAGUUUCGGCGGGAACCCUCUGCAUUGUAACUGCGAGCUGGUGUGGCUUCGCCGACUGACCAGGGAGGACGACCUGGAGACCUGCGCGUCGCCCAAAGACCUGGCUGGAAAAUACUUCUGGACCAUCAAAGAGGAGGAGUUUGUUUGUGAGCCUCCAAUGAUCACCCGCCACACCUCCAAGAUGUUUGUGAUGGAGGGUCAGGAGGUCAGCCUGCGGUGCAAGUCCAUCGGCGACCCCGAGCCGUCGACACACUGGGUCAGCCCUGACGGGAAGCUGAUCGGAAACACGUCCAGAACCAUUUGCUACGAGAACGGAUCACUGGACAUCCUGAAGGCAUCCGUGAAGGACUCUGGAACGUUCACUUGCAUAGCGUCUAAUGCUGCUGGGGAGGCCACCACUCCUGUUGAGUUGGUUGUCAACCCUUCGCCACACUAUGACCCCAAACUCGACCUAGAUCCGGGUCCUUCGGACAUCCCCACCUCCAUUAAGUCCAAUGUCAGUGGAGGCCAGGCGCGGUCGGACCAGCAGAGGGUCAGCGUGUCGGAUCUCACGUCCAGCUCCGCCACUAUAAGAUGGCCGCCGCAGAACCACAUACCGGGGGUCCGCAUGUACCAGAUCCAGUACAACAGCUCCACAGACGAGAUUCUCAUAUACAGGAUGAUCCCAGCCAAUCACAAGUACUUCCUGCUGAGUGACUUGGCGUCAUCGCGGGACUACGAGCUGUGCGUUUUGGCCGUGUACGACGACGGGAUCACGGCACUGACGGGCACCAAGCUGGUGGGCUGCGUGUCCUUCACCACUGAGACAGAAUAUGGACGCUGUCACUCCAUACGAGACCAGUUCCUGGGCGGUACAAUGAUCAUCAUCAUCGGCGGAAUCAUUGUGGCGUCUGUCCUCGUCUUCAUCUUCAUCCUGCUGAUGAAGUACAAGCUGCACAGUAACCACUACAAACAGAAAGCCGCUGCACGCCACGCCAACGUCUGCUCCCAGACCAAUGGAGGAGGAGGAGGAGGAGGAGGAGGGGCCAACAUCCUCGCUCUGCCUCCGUCCUCCUCUGCAGUGCAAGGCGGAGGAGCAAAUAAAAACUCCCAGCCUUCUUCAUCAGCAGACGGCGCGGGCGGGGCUUCUCUCCGUGGAACGACUGUAGUGGACUUAAACCCCACCCACGAAGAUGACGCCAUCUCCCAAUAACACAUGAGAAAACUGUCAAUCAAGCCCACAACCCGCCAACUGUUAAAGCCCACACCAAUACGCCACCUCCCUCCCCCCCUUUUUGUUUUUGAUUUUCUUUUACUGGUGCCUGGAGCCAAACUCCACACGAUGCUGAGGAGCGGCUCCUGUCAUUGAUUUUCUUACAUUCAGCUUCACAGCAGUGGAGGGAGAAGAGGUGUCCAGACGGGAGGUACGGUCACAUCUUGUGUCGUGCACUCGCUCAUGACAUGCUCUGCCCUUUGAUGCCACCUCACGCUGGAACCAGAGGGGAUGUGAUGUGAUGUGAUGUGAUGUGAAAACCCGGUAACAGCCAGAGGAUGGUAGACAGCUGACCUGUGUGACUUGUGAGCUGACCUGUAAGACGUGCAUCAGUCUCCACACCGCCAGGAUCAGACACGUCGGAUAGAGGUCAAGCUUUGUGUUGAGAACCCUGUCUGUGUUUGGUACGUUUCUGGGACUCCAAACCUUGGACCUGAGGAACGCGGUCUGUAACCUCUUUGCUGAAGGAAGUAUGUGGUGAUCUCAAAAAGGUGACACAAGCGGACACAAAAUGCUGCUGUGGGAAUGAACUGAAUGGAUCACUAUGGAUUUGGGAAGUUCUUCGUGGGUGUUGUUCUUUUUGCACUGGUUGGUGGCACUGCUCUUCUCUUUCCAACAGCAUACAGUCAUAUGCCAAAGGAUUACUGCAGUAUUAUGACAGCAUUAUUGCAAUAUCGGGAGAAUAUAGAGACUUCCCAAAAGCACACCUCUCUGUUAUCUCUUAGCAGGUGAAGAGAAAACCCAUGUUGGGCCUUGGAUUGAAAUUAUGAGCACACUGUCAGCGUCAUGUCUCAAAGCAUCAGUAAUAACAAACUGUCAAAUUAAACGGUGAACUUCUGGCACUUUAAUUGUAUGUUUUCAUUCCACUUCUCUUCCCCUUCGUUCACUCUUUCUCUCUCACUCUUUCUAUCUCAUUUUCUCAUUGAAAAAAUGAAUAGUAUACUCUCCAGUAUUUCCAGUCUAACUCUUACGGCUGCAGAUGGCCUAGAUAAUGUUGAAAUAAUCAGUGUGUUUGCAUCCACAGUGGACUGGUUUUCUCUGUGUUGGAGUAUCAAAAAAAAUCUUGCUGUCCCGAGAAUGGAUCCUUGAGGAACUCCUGCAAGGAUUUGCUCGCAGCCAGUCAUAAAGCACACAAGUAUGAUUUGGAGGUGAAAAUUGUGAAUUCUGAUAUCCUUGUUUGACGCUGGAAAGCAAAUGUACACGUACAAAACACUGGCGAACUUCACCGUAAGUGACCCUCCUGCUACAUGCUGGCACUCGAUUGUUAAAUGUAUUAAGCGGUUGUAAAAUAUGGCCAGCAGGACUUGUGCUGCCCCAUCCCCUCUCUCCCUCUUUGCUGUUUGACAGUGUCUGUGUUUGUAUGUGACACACACGUUACAGUCAUCAAUGGUUUGAUACCCAUGAUUUACUUUGAAUAUAAAGGAACAAAGACAAGAAUAAGGAGAAACACAACAACCUGUGAACUGGGGAUUUUAUGCUUUCAUAGAUACAAUUAUGUGGAUUUAUAAAGAAAUAAAAAGGUAUUUUUCUUGGAAA
Messenger RNA from Solea senegalensis (Senegalese sole), 5163 nucleotides. RefSeq lists its product as uncharacterized. Gene Ontology annotation, molecular function: protein binding. The record is from RefSeq and is a predicted model, not a curated record. Bases 1639 to 3567 code for a protein of 642 amino acids. Lineage: Eukaryota; Metazoa; Chordata; Actinopteri; Pleuronectiformes; Soleidae. The transcript is spliced from 16 exons.